GAGUCACCUCCCUCUGCCUCUCCCCCAAAUUCCCCUCAGCUGUUAUAAAGAGGACUAGAGGCUGGAGAGUAAAAAGAACUGGGGGUAAGAGCCCCUCUGCCUAGCACUGCUCCCCCCAGGCUCCCAGAAAUCUCAGGUCAGAGGCACGGACAGCCUCUGGAGCUCUCGUCUGGUGGGACCAUGAACUGCCAGCAGCUGUGGCUGGGCUUCCUACUCCCCAUGACAGUCUCAGGCCGGGUCCUGGGGCUUGCAGAGGUGGCGCCCGUGGACUACCUGUCACAAUAUGGGUACCUACAGAAGCCUCUAGAAGGAUCUAAUAACUUCAAGCCAGAAGAUAUCACCGAGGCUCUGAGAGCUUUUCAGGAAGCAUCUGAACUUCCAGUCUCAGGUCAGCUGGAUGAUGCCACAAGGGCCCGCAUGAGGCAGCCUCGUUGUGGCCUAGAGGAUCCCUUCAACCAGAAGACCCUUAAAUACCUGUUGCUGGGCCGCUGGAGAAAGAAGCACCUGACUUUCCGCAUCUUGAACCUGCCCUCCACCCUUCCACCCCACACAGCCCGGGCAGCCCUGCGUCAAGCCUUCCAGGACUGGAGCAAUGUGGCUCCCUUGACCUUCCAAGAGGUGCAGGCUGGCGCGGCUGACAUCCGCCUCUCCUUCCAUGGCCGCCAAAGCUCGUACUGUUCCAAUACUUUUGAUGGACCUGGGAGAGUCCUGGCCCAUGCCGACAUCCCAGAGCUGGGCAGUGUGCACUUCGACGAAGACGAGUUCUGGACUGAGGGGACCUACCGUGGGGUGAACCUGCGCAUCAUUGCAGCCCAUGAAGUGGGCCAUGCUCUGGGGCUUGGGCACUCCCGAUAUUCUCAGGCCCUCAUGGCCCCAGUCUACGAGGGCUACCGGCCCCACUUCAAGCUGCACCCAGAUGAUGUGGCAGGGAUCCAGGCUCUCUAUGGCAAGAAGAGUCCAGUGAUAAGGGAUGAGGAAGAAGAAGAGACAGAGCUGCCCACUGUGCCCCCAGUGCCCACAGAACCCAGUCCCAUGCCAGACCCUUGCAGUAGUGAACUGGAUGCCAUGAUGCUGGGGCCCCGUGGGAAGACCUAUGCUUUCAAGGGGGACUAUGUGUGGACUGUAUCAGAUUCAGGACCGGGCCCCUUGUUCCGAGUGUCUGCCCUUUGGGAGGGGCUCCCCGGAAACCUGGAUGCUGCUGUCUACUCGCCUCGAACACAAUGGAUUCACUUCUUUAAGGGAGACAAGGUGUGGCGCUACAUUAAUUUCAAGAUGUCUCCUGGCUUCCCCAAGAAGCUGAAUAGGGUAGAACCUAACCUGGAUGCAGCUCUCUAUUGGCCUCUCAACCAAAAGGUGUUCCUCUUUAAGGGCUCCGGGUACUGGCAGUGGGACGAGCUAGCCCGAACUGACUUCAGCAGCUACCCCAAACCAAUCAAGGGUUUGUUUACGGGAGUGCCAAACCAGCCCUCGGCUGCUAUGAGUUGGCAAGAUGGCCGAGUCUACUUCUUCAAGGGCAAAGUCUACUGGCGCCUCAACCAGCAGCUUCGAGUAGAGAAAGGCUAUCCCAGAAAUAUUGCCCACAACUGGAUGCACUGUCGUCCCCGGACUACAGACACUACCCCAUCAGGUGGGAAUACCACUCCCUCAGGUACGGGCAUAACCUUGGAUACCACUCUCUCAGCCACAGAAACCACGUUUGAAUACUGACUGCUCACCCACAGACACAAUCUUGGACAUUAACCCCUGAGGCUCUACCACCCACCCUUUCAUUCCCCCCCAGAAGCCUAAGGCCUAAUAGCUGAAUGAAAUACCUGUCUGCUCAGUAGAACCUUGCAGGUGCUGUAGCAGGCACAUGACCAUAGACCUCAGGCCUCUAACACUUCCAACUCCAGCCACCACUCUCCUGUGCAUUUUCACUCCUGAGAAGUGCUCCCCUAACUCAGAUCCCCUAACUUAGAUUUGGCCCCCAACUCCAUUUCCUGUCUGUCUUAGACAGCCCUUCCAACUGUGUCAUCUCUUCUCUGGAGGUCAAUGGUGGAGGGAGAUGCCUGGGUCCUGUUCUUCCUACAUAAAAUGCAAGAAAACAGCAUGGCCAGUAAACUGAGCAAGGGCCUUGGAAUCCUUGAGAAUCACAUUUAUGUGCUUAUGAUUACGGGCAAGCUAAUUAACCUUGUUGAAUCUCAGAUUCCCCAUUUGCAACAUUAGGUUAAUACCAGUACUGCAGGAUUGUUGCACUAAAUGAAAUACUGUAUGUGAAGUGCCUGGCACAGUGUCUGGUACAUUUGUGUUUAAUAAAAGCUAACUCCACAUUCAUAA
Molecule: messenger RNA, 2316 nt
Organism: Gorilla gorilla gorilla (western lowland gorilla)
Lineage: Eukaryota; Metazoa; Chordata; Mammalia; Primates; Hominidae
Gene: MMP19
Product: matrix metallopeptidase 19
Exons: 9
Coding region: 181-1707 (508 amino acids)
Biological process (GO): extracellular matrix organization; collagen catabolic process; proteolysis
Cellular component (GO): extracellular matrix
Molecular function (GO): metalloendopeptidase activity; zinc ion binding
Source: RefSeq, a predicted model, not a curated record